This is a messenger RNA of Tupaia belangeri chinensis (Chinese tree shrew), 2725 nucleotides long. It is a transcript of the gene HMGXB4, whose product is annotated as HMG-box containing 4. The transcript has 12 exons. Bases 95 to 1900 code for a protein of 601 amino acids. NCBI's taxonomy places the organism in Eukaryota, Metazoa, Chordata, Mammalia, Scandentia, Tupaiidae. The record is from RefSeq and is a predicted model, not a curated record.
AGGCGGGAUCCGGACAAGCCGAGUGAAGACCUGGUCCUGUAGACGGGAAGGAGCCUGGACACAGUGACAUUCUCAAAGGCCCCGCAGGACCGCCAUGGCUUAUGAUGACUCCGUGAAGAAAGAAGACUGCUGUGAUGGUGACCACAUCUUUGAGGACAUAGGACUUGCAGCUGGCCGAAGCCAACGAGAAAAGAAGCGCUCUUACAAAGAUUUUUUAAGGGAAGAGGAAGAAAUCGCUGCUCAGGUCAGGAAUUCUUCAAAGAAGAAGCUAAAGGAUAGUGAACUUUACUUCUUGGGGACGGAUACGCACAAGAAGAAGAGAAAGCACUCUUCUGAUGAUUACUACUAUGGAGACAUUUCGUCUUUGGAAUCGUCACAGAAGAAAAAGAAAAAGUCCAGCCCGCAAUCUGCCGAUACAGCUAUGGACUUGUUGAAAGCUAUCACUUCCCCACUGGCAGCAGGCGCCAAGCCCUCCAAAAAGCCAGGUGAGAAAUCCUCUAGUUCUUCAAGCCACUCGGAGUCUAAAAAGGAACACCACAGGAAGAAAGUCAGUGGGAGCAGUGGGGAACUACCCGUGGAGGACGGUGGCUCCCACAAAUCCAAAAAAAUGAAACCACUCUAUGUAAACACAGAGACAUUGACCCUUCGAGAGCCUGAUGGUUUGAAGAUGAAACUUAUUCUCUCACCAAAGGAGAAGGGAAGCAGCUCAGUUGAUGAGGAAUCUUUUCAGUACCCCUCUCAACAAGCAACUGUGAAAAAAUCCUCCAAGAAAUCAGCUCGGGAUGAGCAAGGUGCUUUACUCCUAGGACAUGAGUUACAGAGCUUUCUGAAAACAGCCCGGAAGAAGCACAAGUCAUCCUCAGACCCACAUUCAUCUCCUGGCCCAGAAGGCUGUGGGUCAGACACCUCCCAAUUCCCAGAAUCCCACAGUGCUAAUCUUGAUCUUUCAGGACUUGAACCUAUCCUUGUAGAAUCAGACUCAUCCUCUGGUGGGGAGCUGGAGGCUGGAGAACUAGUGAUAGAUGAUUCUUACCGGGAAAUCAAAAAGAAAAAGAAGUCAAAGAAGAGCAAAAAGAAGAAGGACAAGGAGAAGCAUAAAGAGAAGCGGCACUCCAAGUCCAAGAGAAGUUCAGGGCUUUCUGCUGCCGCAGCGGGAGAGGUCACAAUGACUCCUGGACCCCCUCCCAGCAUCCCGUACACUGGAGCCGCUGCCACUCCCCCACCACUUGCUGGCCUCCACACAGAUGGGCAUAGUGAGAAAAAAAAGAAGAAAGAAGAGAAGGACAGAGAGAGAGAAAGGGGAGAAAAGCCAAAAAAGAAGAACAUGUCAGCCUACCAAGUGUUCUGUAAAGAGUACCGUGUCACCAUUGUGGCUGAUCAUCCAGGUAUAGACUUUGGGGAACUUAGUAAAAAACUGGCCGAAGUGUGGAAGCAAUUGCCAGAAAAGGAUAAACUGGUUUGGAAGCAGAAAGCUCAAUAUCUACAGCACAAACAGAACAAAGCAGAAGCUACAACUGUGAAAAGAAAAGCAUCCAGCUCAGAAGGUUCCAUAAAAGUAAAAGCUUCUUCUGCAGGAGUGCUGUCACCCCAAAAGAAGUCCCCACCCACCACUGUGCUGUUACCAGCCUCGCCAGCCAAAGCCCCUGAGACAGAGCCCAUUGAUGUUGCUGCUCACCUCCAGCUGUUGGGAGAGUCCCUGAGCCUCAUUGGACACCGCCUGCAGGAAACUGAGGGCAUGGUAGCUGUGUCUGGCAGUUUGUCAGUGCUGCUGGAUUCCAUUAUCUGUGCGCUUGGCCCCUUGGCCUGUCUGACCACACAACUACCCGAACUGAAUGGCUGUCCCAAACAGGUCUUGUCAAACACACUUGACAACAUUGCUUACAUCAUGCCUGGACUGUGACAGCAAAGACUCCUGGGACUGAAAACUUAGCCUACCCUGUUGCUGGUUUGUGUAUAUAUGACUGUUCUAGAUCCCAUCACUGGCCUCUGGGUGUAGGUUUUAAAUUUUUAUAUUCGUACAUAUAAAUAUAUAUAAAUAUAUAUAUAUAUAUAUACAUAAUGUACAAUAUAUAAAUAAAUCUGUAACUACUUUGCUUUUAAUAAUUUUAUGCAAUGGCAAAGGUUUAGCCAAGAGGAAACUUUGGCAUGAAUACAGGCUUGGGAUUCUUUUUUCUCCUGUGGUGGGUAAAUCUGCCUUAAAAAAAUCAAUGUCACUUCGGGGUCGGGGGCUUGUUCUGAGUGCCAAGUGCAUCUCUUUAUGGACAGCUAAAAAAUGUGAUUUUUUUUUGUUUUCCCAAACUCAGUUGUACCUCCAGACCCAUCACUGACCAUUUGCCUUAUCUGUCUUACAGUCUGAAAUGUAAGAGGAAAGAUUAUGGGAGGGUGCCAGUACAAAGCCUUCCACCUUGAGAUGACCCUGGUGGGAGAUGACAAAAUUGUUCCUACUGUAGUUACUGAGAUGGCUUAGGUAAACUGAGUCAGGGGCUCAUUCCAGUUGCUUCCGUGUAGGUGUCCAUGUCUUGAAUUUUACUAUAAUCAUUGGUACCAUUGGUAGCCUCUGUAGAGGCCAAGGAGUCAUGUGAGCCCUGGCAGCAAAAAGUAUCUUGGGGGGACCAGCAGUUAGCUUAAUGGCUAUGUCGCUGGACUCCCACGUAGUCGACCGCGGUUCGCGUCCUGGAUCCGGUGGCUUAAAACACGCCGGGCGCGUGUGCGUGCGUGCCCAAGA